AUGCAAUGCCAACCCGCACAAGCUGUUGCCGCUUACUUGCGAGCUUUGAAUCUUUCACCAAACAAUGCAGUGGUUCAUGGAAAUUUGGCUUGCGUUUAUUAUGAGCAAGGACUUAUUGAUUUGGCUAUCGACACAUAUCGUCGAGCUAUCGAUCUACAGCCAAACUUUCCCGAUGCUUAUUGCAACCUUGCCAAUGCAUAUAAAGAGAAAGGUCAAGUUCAAGAUGCUGAAGAUUGUUACAACACAGCAUUACGCUUGUGUCCAAAUCAUGCUGAUUCACUUAAUAAUCUGGCAAACAUUAAACGAGAACAAGGAUACAUUGAAGAAGCAACACGUUUAUAUUUGAAAGCUUUGGAAGUGUUUCCAGAGUUUGCUGCUGCACAUAGCAACUUGGCUUCUGUUCUUCAACAACAAGGAAAGCUUAAUGAAGCUUUAAUGCAUUACAAAGAAGCAAUAAGAAUCCAACCAACGUUUGCUGAUGCUUACAGUAACAUGGGAAACACAUUAAAGGAAAUGCAAGAUGUUAAUGGCGCCAUGCAUUGCUAUUCACGCGCUAUUCAAAUCAAUCCAGCAUUCGCAGAUGCACACAGUAAUCUUGCAAGCAUUCAUAAAGAUUCAGGAAAUAUUCCAGAAGCGAUCUCAUCUUAUCGUACAGCGUUAAAGUUGAAACCUGACUUUCCUGAUGCUUAUUGUAACUUAGCUCACUGUUUGCAGAUUGUUUGCGAUUGGACAGAUUAUGAUUCGCGUAUGAAGAAGCUUGUGAAUAUUGUAGCUGAACAACUUGAGAAGAAUCGCUUACCUUCAGUUCAUCCACAUCAUUCCAUGUUGUAUCCGUUGACACAUGAAUAUCGCAAAGCAAUUGCAGCGCGUCACGCAAAUUUAUGUUUGGAAAAGAUUCAUGUUCUUCAUAAGCCACCGUUCAAAUUCUCACGUGCAAUUGAAAGUCGACUUCGAAUUGGAUAUGUAAGCAGUGAUUUCGGUAAUCACCCAACAUCACAUUUGAUGCAAUCAAUUCCGGGAUUACAUGAUUUGAAGAAUGUUGAGAUUUUCUGUUAUGCUUUAAGUGUUGAUGAUGGAACAACAUUCAGAAGUAAGAUAGCGAAAGAAGCUGAACAUUUCAUUGAUUUAUCGCAGUUACCGUGCAAUGGAAAAGCUGCUGAUAGAAUCUAUGCUGAUGGCAUUCAUAUUCUUGUGAACAUGAAUGGAUACACCAAAGGAGCACGAAAUGAAAUUUUCGCUCUUCGACCAGCACCAAUACAAGUUAUGUGGCUUGGAUAUCCAGGUACAAGUGGAGCAUCAUUCAUGGAUUACAUCGUGACAGAUGUUGUGACAUCACCUUUGGAAUUAGCCAAUCAAUAUAGCGAGAAAUUAGCUUACAUGCCACAAACUUACUUCAUUGGUGAUCACAAGCAAAUGUUCCCACAUUUGAAAGAACGUUUGAUUGUCAGCGACAAAAUUGGAGCUGGAAUUGCUGACAAUGUUGCUGUAAUUAAUGCAACAGAUUUAUCACCAUUAGUUGAACGUCACGAAGUAAAAAUUACGACAGUACGUGAGAUUGUAAGUCGAGCAUCAAAUCCCGUUGAGAUUCAAAUGAAAGUUGCUGAACUUCCGACCACAACACUAAUUGACAACAUGGUCCAAUCAGGAUUAUUGCAAACAUCACUAAACGGUGUUGUCGUUCAAAAUGGAUUACAAGCGAAUGCCAAUAAUAAAGCAGCAACAGGUGAAGAAGUUCCAAGAACGAUUGUUGUGACAACACGAGGACAAUAUGGCUUACCUGAUGAAGCGAUUGUUUAUUGUAAUUUCAAUCAACUAUAUAAGAUUGAUCCAUUGACAUUGCAAUCUUGGGUGAACAUCUUGAAGGCUGUUCCUAAUUCGAUUUUAUGGCUUUUGAAGUUUCCAGCUGUUGGUGAAACAAAUAUUCAAGCAACAGCACAAAAUCUUGGCCUCCAACCGGGACGAAUAAUAUUCUCAAAUGUGGCAGCUAAAGAAGAACACGUUAGACGAGGUCAAUUGGCAGACGUUUGUUUAGAUACGCCAUUGUGUAAUGGCCACACAACCAGCAUGGAUGUUUUAUGGACAGGAACGCCUGUAGUUACAAUGCCAAUGGAAACACUCGCCUCAAGAGUUGCCGCAUCACAAUUGACCACCCUUGGAUGUCCCGACCUCAUUGCACGCAAUCGUCAAGAGUAUCAAGAUAUUGCCAUUCGUCUAGGUACCGAUCGCGAAUAUCUUAAAGCAAUUCGAGCCAAAGUAUGGGUAGCGCGUGUUGAAAGUCCACUUUUUGACUGUAAACAGUAUGCUCAAGGACUGGAAAAACUCUUCAGACGAAUGUGGAAACGCUUUGAAGCUGGCAUGGAGCCGGAUCAUAUAUCAGCUAACGACAACAGCAUCGUGACAAAAGUGUAAUUUAGACUUCUUUUCUUUCGUUCACUUUUAUGUAAAUAUCGCACUCAUUCUUCAAAGAGCGCAUUAUGUGUAGAAAAAAGUGUUCCAGGAAUUUCAAGGAGUGCGUUCUAAACUUGGAUUAUAUGUUUUGGAUUAUAUGAUUAUGUUGAGCCCAAUCCUUUGAAAUCAAUUUUUUUUUAAUGGAAAAAGAACUUUAAAAGUAUAUUUAUCUACACCAAGAGAAAAUCGAUUAAUUAUCGAUCACACUUUUCAUUGAGACUUUCCAACCAUUAUUAAUUUUCUUCUUAAAAGUUUCUAGGAUUCAAUGCGAUAAAGUUUUCUGAGAGAAAGAAUGAAAAGUUUCUGUAAUUUGUUGAAAAGUUUAGCAAGGACGAAGAAAGAUAAUUUGUAAAUAAUUAUAGAAAGAAAGGGAGAUGUGGAUAUUUGAAAUUCUGGAAACUUUUCCUUUACCGAGAAAAAAAAUUGUCAAAGUCUUUUCCCCACACUUCUAUCUCCUGAUAAGAAUCUUAGAAUCCUCCCUUUUGAGGAUUAGGCCCCCGUUUGUCAAAUUAUUCUCUCAAUUGUUUUGUUUAUAGUAAGACACUUGAUGAAGAUAAUAAAGAUGAUGAUGUUCAAAAUG
Clunio marinus is the source of this 3028-nucleotide messenger RNA. The record is from the annotation of a GenBank genome assembly. NCBI's taxonomy places the organism in Eukaryota, Metazoa, Arthropoda, Insecta, Diptera, Chironomidae.